GAUCAGCGAAAAGGGCACCCUCCAGCUGUCCAUCGACACAGACAGCGUCAGACGCCUCCUACUCGACUUCCCCCGCGCCGCCCUCGGCGGCCCCAGCGGCGGCGGCGGCGCGGACGACGGCGGCGGCGGGGCCGGCGGCCUGGGCGGCGCGGCGGACACGGCGAGCUACAGCCACUAUGUUGAGCGCGAAAUGGGGGGCGCGGUCAACCUGGUCAAAGUGCUGCAGGCGGCGUUCAGUCGGAGCCGGCGGGCCGUGGAGAAGCACGCAGCCUGGACGACGCCCGAUUCGCGCCACGCCGCCGCCCAUCCGAGGGCGGCCCGCCCCCCUUGA
Messenger RNA from Monoraphidium neglectum, 331 nucleotides. RefSeq lists its product as hypothetical. The transcript is spliced from 2 exons. The record is from RefSeq and is a predicted model, not a curated record. NCBI's taxonomy places the organism in Eukaryota, Viridiplantae, Chlorophyta, Chlorophyceae, Sphaeropleales, Selenastraceae. The annotation marks the transcript as partial.